CCGCUAUGGUUCCCUUCGCUCCAAGGCCUCCGUCCCUUUCAUAUUUUCUCUGCAGUUCCCACCCACCUACCUUUCACAGCCAUCUCGUUUCUCCUCGCUUUCUCGCACUUUCUCCCACUGAUUUGAGAAUCUCCAUGCACCCCCACACGGCUCCCGUAUUUACCUCGUUCUAUCGCUGAAUCCCUAUCGAUUCAUAAUUGAUCUCGGUCAAUGCACUUUAGCUGAGGCUUGCUGAGCGGUGGAUUCUACCAUGGAAAACGGCGCCGUAGAGAACGGAGUGUGCUCCUCAGAAUCGGUUAAUGGAGGCCACGAAUCGUGGAGCUGUAAGGACUCUGAUUCUUCUUCCGCCGAUCAUCUCGUUGUCUUGGUUAAUGGAAUCCUCGGCAGUGCCACAGAUUGGAAGUUUGCAGCAGAGCAGUUUGUUAAAGUGCUCCCUGAUAAAGUGUUUGUUCAUUGCAGUGAACGAAAUGUGUCUAAAUUGACUCUAGAUGGUGUGGAUGUGAUGGGAGAGCGAUUAGCUGAGGAGGUCAUUGAAGUCAUCCAAAGAAAGCCAAAUCUACGAAAGAUCUCCUUUGUGGCACAUUCUGUGGGAGGACUUGUGGCAAGAUAUGCUAUUGGGAGAUUGUACAGACCACCUAAGAGGGAAAAUCUGGAGUAUUCAUCUUCUAAUAGAUCUGAAGAGGAUUCAAGGGGUACAAUAGGUGGCUUGGAGGCUAUGAAUUUCAUCACAUCUGCUACACCUCAUCUUGGUUCAAGGGGUCAUAAGCAGGUACCAUUUCUUUUCGGUGUAACUGCUAUUGAGAAACUUGCAAGUUUGGUUAUUCAUUUGAUAUUUAGGAGAACAGGUCAACAUCUUUUUAUGAAUGAUGAUGAUGAAGGAAAGCCUCCGUUGCUUAAACGCAUGAUAGAAGAUUAUGGUGACUGUUAUUUCAUGUCUGCAUUGCGUGCAUUCAGGCAUCGGGUUGCUUAUUCAAAUGUGGGCUAUGACCAUAUCGUGGGCUGGAGAACAUCAUGUAUUAGGCGUAAUAGUGAUCUUCCAAAGUGGGAGGAUACUCUUAAUGAAAAAUAUCCGCAUGUUGUAUAUGAAGAACACUGCAAGGCUUAUGAUGAUGAGCACUGUGAGUCUACUUCAAUUGAAGAUGAUGGCUCUGACAAGCUUGAAGUCUUACAUUGUGCAGAGGAACUGGUGACCGGCCUAUCUCGUGUUUCAUGGGACAAAGUAGAUGUUAGCUUUCACAGCUGCAGACAGAGGUUUGCUGCUCAUAGUGUUAUUCAGGUAUGUCUGUUCGUUUGCAACCAAGAUGUGAGUUCUUUUGAAGCAUCGGGAAUUCAAUCCUGAGUUCAUCUACAUGUACCCCCCGCCCCAAAAAAAAAAAAAAAAAAUUCUCAUCGGUGCUCUGAACAAAUGUUCUGCUGUUUCGAUAGUAUUGUUACUUCUUGAUGGACUGAUUUUGCAACGAGGUCUCACACACACAAAACGUCAAAGACCAAAGCAUGCAUAUAGAAGGUGCAGAUGUUAUACAGCAUAUGAUCGAUCAUUUUCUCACCUAGAAGCCUGAUUCCUAGAUGUAUACACACCACAGACGGGGCCGCAAGCUUCCUUAAGUUCCGUUGGUUGUAGGUUGAAGGGAUUGAUGCUCUCAACACACGGCAUGGUCUCGCAUAAAUUGUGACUAUGCAAGCAGUUAAAAGAAAUUUUGUUUUCUUGGUAUCCUUCUAAUGUAUUUGUACAAACGCUCCCAAUAAACACAAACGGUACAUUAUAUAUACAUAUAUAUUGGUCAAUUCUACUCUAACAACGCUUGUAGUAACUUUUGUUCCCAUACUUCUGGGGAUACAUGCCCGUUAUUUUGUAGGGUAUCAAACAGACUUGAAGUGAAGUAGAUUGGAUCUAACUUGCUCAAUUAAUGUUGGAGCAAGGUCUGAAUUUGAAUUAAUUAUGAGGGCAAAUACAUGAGUUGAUCGAAGAA
Carya illinoinensis is the source of this 1970-nucleotide messenger RNA. Its product is annotated as putative lipase ROG1. The record is from RefSeq and is a predicted model, not a curated record. NCBI's taxonomy places the organism in Eukaryota, Viridiplantae, Streptophyta, Magnoliopsida, Fagales, Juglandaceae. The transcript has 12 exons. The coding region runs from base 251 to 1339 and encodes 362 amino acids.